Messenger RNA from Lynx canadensis (Canada lynx), 4369 nucleotides. It is a transcript of the gene AASDH, whose product is annotated as aminoadipate-semialdehyde dehydrogenase. NCBI's taxonomy places the organism in Eukaryota, Metazoa, Chordata, Mammalia, Carnivora, Felidae. The transcript is spliced from 15 exons. The record is from RefSeq and is a predicted model, not a curated record. The coding region runs from base 235 to 3525 and encodes 1096 amino acids. Gene Ontology annotation, biological process: amino acid activation for nonribosomal peptide biosynthetic process. Gene Ontology annotation, molecular function: protein binding.
CAUUGCGGCCAGCAGGCUUUACGGCUUGGGUGUGGCUGCUCUUUCACGUAUGUGUGGUGAGGUCUCCCAUUCAGCUUGUUGGGGGGUCAGGUUGCGCUCAGACCUCUUCCCCAACCCUCAGGCCAGGCCUUCAAAGUGAGUCUCGCAGGAGGUGGUGUCCAGCGGGACUUGUGUGGGAGAAGUGAAGUAAGGUGGAGUUCUCUGCAACCAAUGAGGCUUCAAUAAACCAGUGAAAUGACUCUUCAGGAAUUGGUACAUCGGGCUGCCUCCAUUUAUUCAGAUAAAAUAGCUGUAUGUUUUGAUGAGUGUAACAACCAGCCUCCAGUUUGUUACACCUAUAAGUCUUUGGUUCAUGCUGCUUCAGAAUUAUCAAAUUUUCUACUAUUACACUGUGACUUUCAAGGAAUUCGGGAAGUUGGUCUCUACUGCCAUCCUGGUAUUAACUUACCCUCUUGGAUUUUAGGAAUUCUCCAAGUCCCUGCUGCUUAUGCUCCUAUUGAUCCAGAUGCACCACCAGUGUUGUCAACUCAUUUUAUGAAAAAGUGUAAUCUAAGUUAUAUUCUUGUUGAAAAACAGCAAAUUAAUAAAUUCAAAUCUUCCUAUGAAACAUUAUUGAAUUACGAUACACUUACAGAACAUACUGACUUAGUACUCUUCAGGCUUCACUGGGAAAAUGUUGCAGUCAGUUUGAUGCUAGAUGACAGAAAACAGAGAUAUGAAGAAGGAAAAAUGACAAACAGCACAAAUUCUGAGAACAAUGAAGAAAAGUCAGAAGAGCACAUGGAUGUGAGGCUAAACCAUUGCUUAGCCUAUGUUCUCCAUACAUCAGGCACUACGGGGAUACCUAAGAUUGUCAGAGUCCCUCAUGCAUGUAUACUGCCAAACAUCCAACAUUUUCGGCUACUUUUCGAGAUCACACAAGAAGAUGUUUUGUUUCUGGCCUCACCUCUGACCUUUGAUCCCUCCGUUGUGGAAAUAUUUGUUGCUCUAUCCAGUGGUGCCUGUCUGCUUAUUGUACCAGCUUCUGUCAAAGUGCUUCCAUCAAAGUUAGCUGCUGUUCUCUUUUCACAUCACAGGAUAACUAUUUUGCAGGCAACACCAACAUUGCUUCGAAGAUUUGGAUCUCAGCUUAUCAAGUCAACUGUUUUAUCAGCCAGUACUUCUCUUCGAGUAUUAGCCCUCGGUGGUGAAGCAUUUCCAUCAUUGGCUGUUCUCAAAAGCUGGAGAGGAGUAGGCAAUAAAACACAAAUAUUUAAUAUUUAUGGUAUCACAGAGGUAUCAAGUUGGGCAACUUUUUACAAGAUUCCAGAGAAGUUUCUUAACUCUACUUUGAAAUGUGAAUUGCCUGUACCACUGGGAUUUCCACUGCUUGGAACAGUAGUUGAAGUCAGAGAUACUAAUGGUUUCACAAUUCAAGAAGGCAAUGGCCAAGUAUUUUUAGGUGGCAAAAACAGAGUGUGUUUUCUUGAUGAUGAAAUGAUAGUACCGCUUGGCACAAUGCGAGCCACGGGAGACCUGGUGACGGUGAAAGAUGGAGAGAUGUUUUUCCUGGGACGCAAGGACAGUCAGAUCAAACGAUAUGGCAAACGUCUUAACAUUGAAUUUGUGCAACAAGUUGCUGAAGGACUUCAGCAAGUAGAGUCCUGUGCAGUUACAUGGUAUAAUCAGGAAAAAUUAAUUCUGUUCAUGGUGUCCAAAAAUGAUGUAGUAAAGGAAUACAUCUUUAAAGAACUGCAGGAACAUCUUCCAAGCCAUGCCAUCCCGGAUGAACUUGUGUUGAUUGAUUCUCUACCAUUUACAUCUCAUGGCAAAAUUGAUGUUUCUGAGUUAAACAACAUAUAUUUAAACUAUAUAAACUUGAAGUCUGAGUGUAAACUCAGUGGAAAAGAGGAACUUUGGGAAAAAUUACAGCAUUUGUGGAAGUCUAUUCUGAGUCUCUCAGAACAUCCUUUGAAGGUUCCUGAUGAGUCACUCUUCCUAAAUAGUGGUGGAGAUUCCUUAAAGUCCAUAAGGCUCCUCAAUGAGAUUGAAAAACUAGUUGGCACAUCAAUACCUGGGCUUCUGGAAAUUAUUCUUAGCAGUUCCAUUUUAGAGAUUUACAAUCACGUCCUUCAAACGGUGUUUCCAGAUGAAGAUCUGCUAUUUAGCAAGAAUUAUGCCAUGAAAAGAAAAUUCAGCGAUAUUAAUCAAGAGGAAAUCAGUGGAAAAUCUUUACCUCAGAAAUCUGUCCUGACUUUAAGUUGUGACAAUGAGCUAGCUGCUUUUAUUGCAGUGAGCAGAGGGAGUCAGAUUUUGUCUCUGAAUUCGGAGUUUUUAACUAAGUUAGGACUUGGCUCUUCAGCCCAUUCUUCCGAUUUAAUUUCACAGACUAACAUUCAGAAUGUGACAAGCCUAAAUCCUCCAGCUCUUACUGGGAAGUCAAAAGAUCCAUCCUGUGUUGCAGAAGUUUCUCACGAGGGAACAUCUGUGAUAGAAGCCAAGAAAAUGGAGCUUCAUGUGAGGUGGAGGACGGACACAGGCAAAUGUGUGGAUGCUUCCCCUCUGGUUGUCAUCUCCGCUGCUGCUAAGUCCUCUGUAACUGUGUACAUUGGCUCCCAUUCCCACAGAAUGAUGGCAGUUGACCUUUACUCUGGGAAGGUGAAAUGGGAACAGAUUUUGGGAGGUCGAAUUGAAUCCUCAGCAUGUGUAUCUAAGUGUGGAAACUUUAUUGUAGUGGGCUGUUAUAAUGGGUUAGUUUAUGUUCUGAAAAGUAAUAGUGGAGAAGAAUACUGGAUGUUUACUACCAAGGAUGCUGUCAAAAGCUCAGCAACCAUGGAUCCAACCACAGGACUCCUUUACAUUGGAUCUCAUGACCAGCAUGCAUAUGCUUUAGAUAUUUAUAAAAAGAAGUGUGUUUGGAAGUUAAAAUGUGGAGGAACUGUCUUUUCGUCCCCUUGUUUGAGCCUGAUACCACAUCAUUUAUAUGUGGCUACACUGGGAGGCCUGUUACUGGCUAUAAAUCCUGCCACUGGGAACACAGUUUGGAAACAUUCCUGUGGAAAACCACUCUUUUCUUCUCCACGGUGUUGCCUACAGUUUAUUUGUAUUGGCUGUGUAGAUGGAAAUUUACUCUGCUUUACUCACUUUGGAGAACAGGUUUGGCAGUUCUCUACCAGUGAACCAAUCUUUUCAUCCCCAUGUACCUCAGCAUCAGAGCAAGAAAUAUUUUUUGGUUCCCAUGAUUGCUUUAUCUACUGUUGUAAUAUGAAAGGUCACCUCCAGUGGAAAUUUGAAACUACUUCCCAGGUGUAUGCGACACCAUUUGCUUUCUGUUACCAAGAUUGUAGCAAUGAAAUGUUGCUGGCAGCAGCAUCUACUGAUGGGAAACUGUGGAUCUUGGAAUCUAAGAGUGGACGAUUGCAAAGUGUGUAUGAACUUCCUGGACAAGUCUUUUCUUCUCCUGUGGUCUGGGAAUCAAUGCUUCUUAUUGGAUGUAGAAAUAAUUAUGUUUAUUGUCUGGAUUUGUUGGGUGGACAUCAAAUAUAAUCAAGUACAGUCCUUACUCGAUUAUCUGAGAUAUCUGAAAAUAUUUUAUCGUUACAGAACAUUUGGAUUAGUCUUAUUUUAUACUAAAGAUUAUUUUUGCUUAAGGAACUUGUCUAUGAUACUUUAUUGGAGAAUGAUCAUAUUUUACUUCCUAUAGUGGAACAAAUGCUUUUAAAAGGAAUUACAGAACAAAAACAUCAAUUUAUUUAGUAGCACUCUUUGAAUUAGGCUAUGGAUAUUUUACUUUGGGCUUUUUUCUUUUUUUUAUAGACUUCUGUGAAAAAGAAGAUCAGAGUUUACUUGGUGGGUUAAAAACUCAGUCCAUGAUGUAAUACACCAUUUACUUAUUUACAGUGAGAUCUAUUAACAAAAGGUUUUCAGAGGUAGGAUGUUUUUUAUCAAAUUAGGUUCCUUAUUUAGUAUGUUUAAGUGAACAAAAUACCAGUAUUGAACUAUAUCUAUGUAUAUAUUUAUCUCUCUUCCUAUAAUAGUUCCUUUGAUUUAUCCUCUUUUUUCCAUUUUUGAUAUACAAAUCUUGAAUAUUUUUGUGUCUGUAUUUCUCAAUUUAUUAGAUUUUGUGAUUGUAUGUCCUUUUUUCACUGGCUUGGAGGUAGGAAACACAACAAAAACCAGGAAAGAAAAAACUCUAUGUACUUUUAAGUGUCCUGAUUCUCUUAAUGUGUAUGGUUUGGGGCUGGACCUGCUUCUCCAGUGCCAUAGUCCUUUGCUUAUACCUGCAUUUGCUUGGUAUGAAGUUGCCCCCGGUGAAUUAUAGCUCCUCCUGGGAGCCAGGCCCUGUAUGCGUCUCCUCUUGCACCUGGGCUUGGUCCAUGAUUUGCUUUAA